GAAAAGAUUGCAUGGAAUCCUUGCUCUCCCAUCUGCAGUUUGUGCCAGUUUGAUUGCAGAGUUCCGGUCUUGUGAUACUCUUUGGAUUGGGGAAGACUUUGUUUCAACUUCAUGAUGUCUUCCCCUGAAAUCGCUUCCCUUUCUUGGGGUCAGAUGAAGGUGAAAGGCUGCUCUACAACAUAUAAGGACUGCAAAGUAUGGCCAGGAGGAAGUCGGACGUGGGAUUGGCGAGAAACUGGGACUAAUCAUUCUCCAGGAGUGCAGCCAGCUGACCUUGAAGAAGUCGUCAAGAAGGGUGUUAAAACUAUGGUGAUUGGUCGUGGCAUGAGUGAGGCUUUGCAGGUUCCAGCAUCCACCGUGGACUAUCUGAAGAAGAACGGGAUUGACGUGCUGGUGCUGCAAACGGAGAAGGCUGUGGCGGAGUACAAUGCCCUGGCCGCUCAGGGUGUCAAAGUGGGUGGGGUCUUCCAUUCCACCUGCUGAAGCGCAGCUCACUCCGCCUUCCUGGCCCGCAGCCAAAUCUCAGACACACCUCUGCUGAAUCAAAUUGCAAUCAGCAGAGGGUGAGCUUAAGUGCCAAGGCAUUUGUGCACUGACAGUCUAAAGUGCAAAGACAGUUUAUUAGUUCAGGAUUUAAACAAAUCGAGGGCUCACAAAAGGCGGGGCUGUUACUGUAAUUAAAUUAUUCAGUUACAGAAUCAUUUCCAUCUAUUGUUGAUAUUGACCUAAUUUUCCUCUGAAGGCUGUCCAUAGUCUUGUUACUUAAUUUUUCACCUGUUGACUAAAUCAGGAGAUUAUGUUUUAAAUACUUUUAUUAGAAAAUGGCCCAAAAUUACAUUACUGGCUACUGGAACGCAGCCAUAAAAUAGCUGAUGAGCACAAACAAAUGGUAGAUAUGAAGUAGAUAUAAAGAAGCACUUUACCACCACUGGAUAAAUAAGUUAAAUAAGUUAAAAAUAAAAUAAAUUAAAAAGCAA
Molecule: messenger RNA, 977 nt
Organism: Pseudopodoces humilis (Tibetan ground-tit)
Lineage: Eukaryota; Metazoa; Chordata; Aves; Passeriformes; Paridae
Source: RefSeq, a predicted model, not a curated record